AUGGCCAAGAUUUGCCUGCUGUUGCUGGUGGUGCUGGACGGAUAUCGGUGCACGGCCACCGGAGAAUGGAAAGUGAAACGAGAAAGUGACAGUGGUACCGACGAUCGGCGCAGCGCGGCAGACGACACCCUGGAUGAAGUGAUCUACGAUCAACGUCAGGUGUCGGGUGGCACCAAUAUACGGUUAAACAUUAAGAACUUCCAGGUUCAGCUACCCGAAUCUCAGCUAGGACACUUCCACCAAUCCGAUAUGGCACACCUGAUACGUGACUCCGUUCUACGUCUGCUGGGUAUUUCAACCCGGAUCGCACCGAUACAACCGGAGCAGGAACAAGAACCGGAAGCCUCGUUAGCCGAGAAAGCUUCGAUGCUGCAGGUGAACGGGAACAAUGUGCCGGCCAAGUUUUUUCUCGAGAUCAGUGAUUUCCUCAUGAACACGAAGGAUAACGAUGCGGUCGAUGAUAAGCGCGUGGACGAUAACCACAACAGGCAACAGGAGCAGCUGCAAGGACUGCGCCAGUCUAACGAACAGCAUCAUCCUCUGUACGCCGUGGAAGAGAUCAAGAUCGAGCGGCUGGAAAACUCGAACAACGUGAAAAACGAAACCAUUACCAUCAGCACGAAGCGCACGAAUGUGGCCAGUGUUCCUCCGGAUUCACCGGUGCUCGAGCGGAACCUCACGGAGACCCGCACGGCGGCCAACGCGUCCCAGCAGGCAACGGAAUCCGAGAAUCGAUUUGUGCAAACGAAACCGAUCCGCCUGGACACGGUAGUAAUGGGGAUCGGGGCACAGGGCCCCCCGAAAACGCUUCGUGAAAAGGUCAUCUGGAGGGUGCCGUCCGAAAGUGGCGCCGUGCCGUAGCAGGUAAGCGUUAGCGAGGAGGGCGCGUGCCUCCUAACGGAAGGCCGAUGGGAGGCCGCGGGAGAA
Messenger RNA from Anopheles cruzii, 927 nucleotides. RefSeq lists its product as uncharacterized. Lineage: Eukaryota; Metazoa; Arthropoda; Insecta; Diptera; Culicidae. The coding region runs from base 1 to 861 and encodes 286 amino acids. The transcript has a single exon. The record is from RefSeq and is a predicted model, not a curated record.